This is a messenger RNA of Helianthus annuus (common sunflower), 1122 nucleotides long. RefSeq lists its product as uncharacterized. Bases 1 to 1122 code for a protein of 373 amino acids. Gene Ontology annotation, molecular function: nucleic acid binding; RNA-DNA hybrid ribonuclease activity. The transcript is spliced from 2 exons. The record is from RefSeq and is a predicted model, not a curated record. Lineage: Eukaryota; Viridiplantae; Streptophyta; Magnoliopsida; Asterales; Asteraceae.
AUGAACAAAGCCUUUAAAGACCAAAUCGAGCGAAAUUUGGAAGUAUAUGUCGAUGAUAUCGUGAUCAAAAGUCACGACGAAGAAGUUAUGUUGAAAGAUAUUCUAGAAACAUUCACCCGACUUCGAAGCAUCAACAUGAAGUUGAACCAUAAAAUGUGUACAUUCGGAGUAGAAGAAGGGAAGUUUUUAGGUGUCAUGGUUGGGUCACGUGGCUUACGAGCCAACCCCGACAAGAUAGAUGUUGUUCUCACUAUGAAGCAUCUGACUUCGGUCAAAGAGAUCCAGUCCUUAAACGGACGGUUGGCUGCCCUCCAUCGUUUCUUGUCGAAAGCUGCAGACAGGUCGCUCACAUUUAUGGACGUAUUACGAAAGACUUUCAGAUCAGAAUUUAAAUGGACCAAUGAGGCUGCUCGUGCUUUUGAAGAACUCAAAAUCUACUUGGGCACAUUACCGACUCUCACCGUCCCAAAAGAAGACGAGGUGCUAACAAUGUACUUGGCCGCAUCACGCGGCGCCAACAGUGCAGUUUUAGUCGCCCAUCGAACCGGAGCUCAGAUUCCCAUUUAUUACGUUAGUCGAACGUUAAAAGAUUACGAAACAAGGUAUCCAAAUUUGGAAAAAUUAGCUCUGGCCUUGGUCCAUGUGUCACGAAGGCUCCGGCGAUAUUUCCAAGCUCACCCAAUCGAGGUUCGUACAGACCAAAGAAUCCAGCACGUCCUCCGACGACCUGAAGUAUCGGGUCGAAUGGCAAAAUGGGCGAUUGAGUUAGGCGCUUUCAACAUCACCUUCAGAACCAAAGGCCCAUUGAAAGGGCAGGUGAUAGCCGAUUUUUUUCGAAAUGCCGGAGGACAAGGAAAUGGAGCUUCGAGUGCCGAAGGUGCAGGUGCCGGACUAAUACUAACUGAUCCUGAUGGCAUAGACAUAACGUAUGCACCCCGACUAGAGUUCAAGAGCUCCAACAACGAAGCCGAGUAUGAGGCAUUAUUGGCCGGCUUACGCUUAGCAGCCAAAGUUGGAGCAAAAAAUGUCGUAUCCCAUGUUGAUUCUCUACUUGUAGCAAACCAAGUAAAUGGUGGAUACGAAGCAAGAGAAACUAACAUGAUCGAGUACUUAGAGCAAUAA